Molecule: messenger RNA, 1943 nt
Organism: Harmonia axyridis
Lineage: Eukaryota; Metazoa; Arthropoda; Insecta; Coleoptera; Coccinellidae
Product: mitogen-activated protein kinase kinase kinase 7-like
Exons: 8
Coding region: 121-1623 (500 amino acids)
Biological process (GO): positive regulation of canonical NF-kappaB signal transduction; JNK cascade; protein phosphorylation
Molecular function (GO): ATP binding; MAP kinase kinase kinase activity; magnesium ion binding
Source: RefSeq, a predicted model, not a curated record
UUCUAACCAAAUAUUGCAAAUAUUUUUAUCAGUUUGUUAUGAGAGGAUUUAGAUGAAAAAUUUGGAGAAUUUAAUGAAUAUUUCAACAUCUGUUUUUAUUUUUAGAAGAAUUGAAGCUUCAUGGCGUCGACAAAUAACUCUACACUCAAAAAACAGCAGUUUACCCUGGAAAUAGAUUAUAACGAGAUUAAAUUUCUGAAUGAUCAGGCUGUCGGUGAAGGUACAUUUGGAGUUGUUUUUCGUGCACUUUGGAAAGAUAAGUUAGUGGCUGUUAAAAAGAUAACAAGAGAAAGUGAAGAAGGAGCAUUCAAAGUUGAAGUACGACAAUUAUCUAGAGUCAAUCAUCCAAAUAUUGUUACACUUUUUGGAGCAUGUACAGAAGGGCCAAAUAUGUGUUUGGUUAUGGAAUAUGCUGAUGGUGGAUCAUUGUUCAAUAUCUUGCACCAUUCACCUUAUAUAAGAUACUUCUUGAAUCAUGCAAUGUCGUGGUUGUAUCAGUGUGCCUUGGGUGUACAAUAUUUGCAUAAUAUGAAACCAAAUCCUUUAGUACAUCGAGAUCUGAAACCUCCAAAUCUACUUCUGAUAAAUAAAGGAAAGCAACUGAAAAUCUGUGAUUUUGGUACAGCUGUUGAUCAGAAAACACAUAUGACAAAUAAUAAGGGAUCUGCUGCUUGGAUGGCACCUGAAGUUUUUACAGGUUCUAGUUAUAAUGCAAAAUGUGAUAUAUUCAGUUGGAGUAUAAUUCUUUGGGAAGUGCUAUCUAGACGCAAACCAUAUGAUUCACCAUGCAUAACAGGGUUUCAAAUUCUGUGGAUGGUCAAUCAAGGAAGGCGACCUGCAUUUAUGAGAGAUUGUCCUCCAUGUAUAGAAAAUUUAAUAUUUAAAUGUUGGGAUCAGAUACCUGAAAAACGUCCAAGUAUGAAUGAGAUAGUGGAAAUUAUGCAUGACAUAUGCAGCAUCCUUCCUGUAGUUGAAGAUGUUGUUGAAGUUGAAGAUGUGUAUAGUUCAGACAGUCCUGAAGAUGAAAUGUAUAGGGCAGAAGAUGAAGAAGAAAUUACGUCUACACAGUAUGAUUCAUUUCCUAAAGAUCUCCAUGAACCUAGAGUGCAAGUGUUACCUCAGCCAACAACAAACUCGUUAGUCCCUCUUAGUAUUGAUGUAGAUCCUAAUGCAUGGAAUCUCCCUGAAACAGAACUUCAUGAUAUGGUUGGUCUGAAUUUGCAAACUGUUACAGAUAAUAACGCGGCGUCCCAAUCAGGAAUGCAGCCUGUGGGUUAUUCGUUACCUGAGGAGGAAUCGAUAUCUGAUGAGAUUUUAGAAAAAGAAGUGUUUCCGUUCUUGGACUCCCCCCUGAGACCGGCAACUCCAGACACAAACGAUUCGAGAUCGAUGGCCCUCUUCGAAGAGCACAAGCAAUUAGCUAAGGAGUAUUUUAAGGUACAAUCAGAGUUAGUACAUUUGAAUAAAGAGAAGAACAGGAUAUUGGACCAACAGCUGAAAGAUCAACAGCAGCAAGAAGAACUUCAGAAAGAGUAUGAAUCUCUUCUACAGUUGAGGAAUUUCCUUGUUGCUCAAAAAGAAGGUACAAGUGCAAAUGUAAACAACAGAAAUAGAGAACAUUGAAAUGGUUCAAACAGAACUAAUUAGUGAAUGACUCUUUGUGACGGUACAGUGAACUUGAUAAAAUCUGUUUGUCCAAUUAAAGAUCCAAGAACUCUCGAAUGAUAUUUAAACUUGUCAAUAUAGUUUAUUUUUCUAUAUCUGAUAGAAUGCUGAAUGAUGUAAAAUAGAUAAGUAAGCGUUCUUUUUUUUAAGUGGAACGACUGUUCAUUAGCUGUAAUUAAUAAGUAUUUUUAAAUGUGACUGUUUUGUAUUUAUUGAAUAUGUUAGUUUAUAGAUAUCGUUUUUAAAUAUACUAUUUUUGAGUUUGUUUUAAUAUUAAA